Molecule: messenger RNA, 1494 nt
Organism: Aspergillus bombycis
Lineage: Eukaryota; Fungi; Ascomycota; Eurotiomycetes; Eurotiales; Aspergillaceae
Product: WASP family protein
Exons: 2
Source: RefSeq, a predicted model, not a curated record
AUGCCAUCUAUCCUCAGUGAUGCCGACAAAGAAACCGUCAAGAGGACUGUCCCCAAACCGGCGAACAAGAUCCACGCUGUAGCCGUUGCGCGAUUAUAUGUGGCCUACCCGGAUCCCCAGAAAUGGACAUACACAGGUCUACAGGGUGCCGUCGUCCUGGCGAAUGAUUUAGUCGGGCGGACCUUUUGGUUGAAGUUGGUGGAUGUAUCGCCCGCUGGACGAGGUGUUAUCUGGGACCAGGAGAUCUACGAUAAUUUCCCCUAUAACCAAGACCGAACGUUCUUUCACACGUUUGAGCUGGAAGAUUGUGCCGCUGGUUUAUCCUUUGCUGACGAGAAGGAAGCUAAAACAUUCAUUAAGAAAAUGCAAGAGCGGGAGAAAAGUGCGAGCAAAGAAACCCGGCAGACACCUUUCGCAUCCACUCGUGGUCAAGGCCCUGCUCCCAUAGCAAAUGGUAAACAUGGCGUAGGACGGUCGAUUUUCGGUAGCCUGCUAGGCCAUCGGUCAACAUCGGGGUCAAAUGCGCCUCCACCAGUAGCACAUACAGAGCCCCCUUCUGCGCCUUCCAUUCAAGUCGCACCACCCCCACCGAGCAGCCCUCCACGCAAGGCCUUGCCCUUCGACACCAGUGAUCCGUCAUGGAAAGGUCUUCUGGACGAACUCUUGCAGAUGGGCAUUACGGAAGACCAGAUCGCGGAGAAUUCGGACUUUAUCAAGGCAUAUAUUGAGCAGAAACAAAGCAACGGGGUUGAUUCUGCUCCAUCUCCAGCUGAGGAUAAAAGGGGCAAAGCUCCCCCUCCGCCUCCUCCGUCGGCGCCUCCUGCUCCUAAGUCGAGUUCUAUAAGCCCGCAACAUACAGGUAAUAGUACGGGUAGUCGACGAGGCGCUCCGCCACCACCUCCGCCGUCACGGAGAACCCGUGCUGAAGCAGAGGAAGAGUCCCCAGCAUCCACUCGCGAACCAUCUCCGCCCCGGCCCAGAUUCCGAGCGCCGCCUCCAAUUGCAGAUGCUGGCAAAUUUGCGCACAGCAAUGGGCCCCCUCUUCCCGGCCGACAACGAGCAUUAUCGGGCGCAAAUCCUGGGCCUCCUCCCCCACCACGACCUCCAAAGACUCCUAUGGAUGAUAGUCAACCCCGGUUUGGGGUGCCUCCACCUUUCCAAGGAGAGCGAAAGGUGUCCGCUCCUCCAGCACCACCCAGCCGUAACCCGGCGCCUCCAGGGCCACCACCACGGCCACCUCCCCGCACGUCAAGCCCUGCAUUACCGCCGCAGCUUCCUCCCAAAGUGCCUCAUGCCCCGGCCUCAACGCCAGCACCUCCCCCACCACCUCCGAGAAGUCCGGCCAACCAACCACCUCCUCCGCCUGUGCCUGCUGCUUCCCGGCCCACGCCUCCACCACCUGCAUCUAGUGCAGUGCCCCCUCCACCACCACCGACUUCAUCAAGCGUUCCUCCGCCGCCUCCACCGCCACCGCCGCACCCUUCAUCAAGCCCA